GCCUGCAAAGAUGGCAGCCGCGCCUUCGUCGGAUUCCGACAGCGGCAAAGCUGAGAGCAAUGAGGCCAGUUCGAAAUGGCUGGAUGCGCACUACGACCCCAUGGCCAACAUCCACACCUUUUCCGCCUGCCUGGCGCUGGCAGAUUUGCAUGGGGACGGGGAGUACAAGCUGGUGGUGGGGGACCUUGGCCCAAGUGGGCGGCAGUCCCGUCUGAAGGUGCUCAAAGGACCCAGAGUACUGACCGAAAGCCCACUACCUGCACUACCAGCCGCUGCUGCCACCUUCCUCAUGGAUCAGCACGAGCCCCGGACACCGGCUCUGGCACUGGCUUCGGGCCCUUGUGUUUACGUGUACAAGAAUCUCAGGCCCUACUUCAAGUUCACCCUGCCCCAGUUGCCUUUAAACACCCUGGAAUGUGAUCUCUGGAACCAGGCCAAGGAGGACCGGAUCGACCCCUCGACCCUGAAGGAGAUGCUGGAAGGCAUCCGGGAGAAGGCAGAGGUGCCUCUGUCUGUGCAGUCGCUCAGGUUUCUGCAGCUGGAGCGGAGUGACAUGGAGGCAUUUGUGAGCCAGCACAAGUCCAAGAUCCUCAAACGUCAGACCGUCAUCACCGCCAUGACCACCUUAAAGAGAAACCUGGCUGAUGAGGAUGCCGUGUCCUGCCUGGUGCUGGGCACUGAGAGCAAGGAGCUCCUGGUGCUGGACCCGGAAGCCUUCACCGUUUUGGCCAAGAUGAGCCUGCCCAGUGUCCCCGUCUUCCUGGAGGUUUCCGGCCAGUUCGAUGUAGAGUUCCGGCUCGCCGCUGCCUGCCGCAAUGGGCACGUCUAUAUCCUGAGAAGAGACUCCAAGUGCCCCAAGUACUGCAUCGAGCUGAGCGCCCAGCCUGUGGGGCUCGUCCGGGUCCACAAGGUCCUGGUGGUGGGCAGCACCCAAGAUAGCCUGCAUGGCUUCACCCACAAGGGUAAGAAGCUGUGGACAGUGCAGAUGCCCGCGGCCAUCCUGACCAUGAACCUCAUGGAGCAGCGCUCUCGGGGCCUGCAGGCCGUCAUGGCUGGGCUAGCCAAUGGAGAGGUCCGCAUUUACCGUGACAAGGCCCUGCUCGAUGUCAUCUGCACCCCGGAAGCAGUGACCAGCCUUUGCUUUGGCCGCUACGGGCGGGAAGAUAACACCCUCGUCAUGACCACACGAGGCGGUGGACUGAUUAUCAAGAUCCUGAAGCGCACAGCCGUGUUUGCGGAGGGGGGAGGUGAGGUGGGCCCGCCACCGGCCCAGGCCACGAAACUCAAUGUGCCCCGAAAGACCCGGCUUUAUGUGGACCAGACACUGCGAGAGCGGGAGGCCGGCACCGCCAUGCACCGAACCUUCCAAACCGACCUCUACCUGCUGCGCCUCCGGGCCGCCCGCGCCUACGUGCAGGCCCUCGAGUCCAGCCUGAGCCCUGUGUCUGCCACAGCCCGGGAGCCACUCAAGCUACACGCUGUGGUUCAGGGCCUGGGCCCCACCUUCAAGCUCACACUGCACCUGCAGAACACCUCGACAGCCCGCCCCCUGCUGGGGCUGCUGGCCUGCUUCCUGUACGACGAGGCGCUCUAUGCCCUGCCCCGGGCCUUCUUCAAGAUCCCCUUGCUGGUGCCCGGGCUCAGCUACCCCCUGGAGACCUUUGUGGAGAGUCUCAGUGACAAGGGCAUCUCAGACGUCAUCAAGGUGCUGGUGCUUCGAGAAGGCCAGAGUGCACCCCUGCUGAGCGUCCACAUCAACAUGCCUGUGAGCGAGGGGCUGGCAGCUGCCUGACCCCCGGGCUGCUGUUAAAGCCCCUUCCGAAUCAGGACCAGGAAGAUCCAGCCCCUUCCACGAGCUGGGCAAGUCAGUGGCCCAGGACCACUCCCUGCACAGCAGGGGGCGGGGGCCACAGCUUCCCUCUGCCCUCCUGAGCGCCCCUUUCUCACCACCUCAACCGUGGGGUGACACAGCAGGUCAGCACGUACCCAGGAGGUCCAGCUCCUCUCUUCUCAGGAGGAGGCAGGCGUUGGCCCGCUGGCUCCUGCCACUCUGUGCUCCCCACCUUCCUCCAGAAGCCACACCCUGGUCCAGAGGAAGCGCUCCGAAGCGGUCAAGGUGAGACGAGGGGCAGAGGCCCAGCCUUCUCCUUUGCCGCUCUCCUGUCGCUCGUUGCUGCCAGCCCAGGCCGGAGUUGGCCAGGGCCUGACCUGGGACAGUCAGGGCUUUUCUGGGGUGAGACUGAGCACUUGCUGCUCCCCAAGGUUCCAGAGGCUUGGCUGCUGCCAGUUCAGCUUGCAAGCAAAACACAUGCUCUGAUCUCCCCUCAUGAGCUGAGGAGGGGCUCUUCUUCCUAUUCAGGGGGCCCAGAGAACAGCUGCCUUACCACACGGGGCUUUUCUGAAAUAUUGGGCUCCAAGUCUCAGGCCUGCGAGGCUCUGACGAGGGCAUAGGGCGCCUGUGCAGGGAGCUAGUGACCCCAGCCCCUGCCAGGCUCCCGAAGGCCACACAGCCACUGAUGCCGACUGGGGUGCUUGGGGCCCAAAUGGGCCUCUGGGAGAGGAAGGCUCAGCUAGACAGGCAGCGUGUGAGGGAGCACAGCAGGAACAUUUCUGAGGCCCAGGGGAGGUGGCACAGGAGGCAGAAGCCCAGAACUGCCAGCCAAGAUGCGCUUCUACACCCUGGAGCCCAGAGCAGUCGUGUGAGUGCAAAGUUCACCUGGCAGUGGCUCUGGUGGGAGGGAAUUAGCUGGAAAGGUACGGACCAGAGGCCUGAGGGAGGCCGAAGACCAGUCAAGGCACCUGGUUAGGCUACAAGGGCCAGAGCCCCACAGCUGCGGCCAGUCUGCCUGGCCCACCUCACAGCACCCUGGUGGGCCUCCUGCGAGCCAGGAGCCCUGCUCCCGGACGACCUGUAGCUUCCCCUCUCCGGCCAGGAGCAGCCUGGUGUGUGGCAACAGCUCAGGCUUGCGGGAAGUAACCAAAUCCCUGGGGACUUCAGUCUCCCCAUGUGUAAAGUGGGGCGGUUAGACCAGAUUUGGCACUCACACCCUGCGAGCCUCUAGAGGCCCCUCUAGAGGAGGUGGGGAGUCGUCUCCAGAAAGGGGCACUGGACAGGAGUAGCUGCAGAGCUUCUGCCCUGGAGGCCAAGGGCCCGGGCUGACUACCACGGCCAGACAGCAGCCUCUGAGCCCAAGGCCCAGCGAGGGCCUGGGUAACAGCCCACAGCCACCCCGUCCCCCCAGGAAUGCACUCUGGGGCCAUGUUAAGAAAAACAAAGUGUCUAAACCAAAAAAGAGCCCCUCCCCCUCCCCUUAUGGUCCAGCCACUGGCGGACAUAGACCCACUGGGUGAGGCUCAGCUGGAACCAGCAGGAGGUGUGACCUGGAAAUGAAGGACAGGUAGAGGCAGUGUCACUCAGAGAGACUUGGACUUCGCGGGAAGGGCUUUCUGAGAGCUUCCCAGGCAGGAGGGGCCUGCCCUGGACGGUGUGAGCUCCUCAUCCCUGGAGCUGUGUCACUGGGGCUGGGCUGUCACCACCCGGGGUUGGAAAGUUGAGCCCCAUGACCUUAUGCUCCCUUUCACCCCAGUCACAUGAUGAAUUGGGUAAACUAGGAACGAAAACGUGGCUCUGGGUCCUGCGCACGGCUGUGAUGAGCGCCAAGAAUCCGCUCCUGUGCCCAGCACC
This is a messenger RNA of Pteronotus mesoamericanus, 3685 nucleotides long. RefSeq names its product Bardet-Biedl syndrome 1 (gene BBS1). NCBI's taxonomy places the organism in Eukaryota, Metazoa, Chordata, Mammalia, Chiroptera, Mormoopidae. Gene Ontology annotation, cellular component: BBSome; centrosome; axoneme. Gene Ontology annotation, molecular function: patched binding; smoothened binding. Gene Ontology annotation, biological process: protein localization to cilium; non-motile cilium assembly. The coding region runs from base 11 to 1792 and encodes 593 amino acids. The record is from RefSeq and is a predicted model, not a curated record. The transcript is spliced from 17 exons.